CCCCUUCCGAUCGGCUGGAAUCGCAGCUUCCGCGAUGCAGCCCGCAAUGCCGGGGGGAGCCUGGGCUGCUGCCCCACUGGGGACCCUCCCGCAGGACCUGCUGGCGGAGCUGUGCCAGCGAGCCGUGCAGCGGUUGCAAUCCGGGAGUGUCUCUUUGGAUGCCUCCCAGAUGUGCCAGAGGUGCCACGCGGCCGGUGUGGAAAUAACCCAAGCUGACCUGUGCCAGGUGCUCCGGACCCUCACCUGGCUUUUUGGCACAGCAGCGAAAAAUAAACUCACCGCCGAAGAAUUUUCCGCCGAAUUAGGCAAAAGGUUCGGAUUUCUGCCGCAACCAACUGGCCAGGUCAUCCAACAGGUGUGGAAGGAGAAAAGAGAAUCCCUGUUGGGAUGGGAGGAUGAAAAACCUGUGGUGGCAGCCGGACAGCUGGUUGAUUUUCAGUGGAAGCUGGGAAUCGCCAUGAGUGCUGACAGCUGUAAAUCCUUGAAAUCUCCUUGUGUUACGGUGGCGUUAAAAGUUGCGGAUGGUUUGGGGAACGUCAGGUGCAAAAGCUUUGAAAUGACAAUCUCUCAGUUUCAGAAUUUCCACAGCCAAUUCAAGGAGAUGGCAAGCGUUCUUGAGACAUUUUAAACCACUGCAGUCCAGCCUCCCCUUGCCUCCUAAAAGAUCUUUCUACGGAAUGAUUCUCCAGCAAGAGAUGUCAAGGUUUAUUCUUCUCUUGGGGUUUCCACCAUGACUUUCUCCAGCUGAAGAGCUGCAAACUUCUCCUGCUUUGAGUGAAAUUCUCCAUACGAGUCCUCCUCCUGAAAGGGACCUCCUGUUUCACCCCAGAAUUUAGGUGGAACCUAUCUCAGCCUCUCAGAAGAAGACCGGAGGAGUGGCUGCAUAGGAGAAAUAAACUCAAUCGUGUCCUGACAACUACCCAAGAUAUGCCUUACUUUAAGGUCUUAGUUCUCCCCAUCUCUGCAACUAGAACAAUAUUGGGAAAGCAAUGGUGUCAUCACCAUCUAGAACUCUGCAUGGAAAAUCCUAUGGAUCUAGAAGGCAGCCUUCAAUUCCUUAAUAAAAGGAUGGGAAACGUG
Molecule: messenger RNA, 1080 nt
Organism: Pantherophis guttatus
Lineage: Eukaryota; Metazoa; Chordata; Lepidosauria; Squamata; Colubridae
Gene: COMMD6
Product: COMM domain containing 6
Molecular function (GO): NF-kappaB binding
Source: RefSeq, a predicted model, not a curated record